AGCAGUUAGAAUUAUGAUAAUUGAGUGUGAACUGUUCAGGGGAUCAGAGUUUGUUUGUCCUGGAUCUAAGUGUAUUAGAAACAAAGCUUAUAAUAAUCAAACAGCUCUACAGAUUUUAUCUGCUGAUUUGAAAGAUGGGGCUCAUCUGAAAGAAAUAAGUGGUACAACAUCAGCCACUGUUUGCCAGCAGUACUGUGAAUCCAACACCCAGUGCAUUGGUUGGGUUUGGACAUGGCCAACCAACUUUGGAUAUGCAAACUUUUGUCUGCUAAGAAAAAACUCAAAUAUGAACUUUAAUUACAUUCCAGGUAAACCAUUGACAGGUGGGUUCAAAUCUAGCAUCAUUGUCUGGAACUAGAUUAUCUGCCGCUGAAUCCAGCAUCAUUGUCUGGAACUGGAUUAUCAGCUGCUGAAUCCAACAUCAUUGUCUGAAACUAGAUUAUCAGCUGCUGAAUCCAACACCAUUGUCUGGAACUAGAUUACCUGCUGCUGAAUCCAGCAUCAUUGUCUGGAACUGGAUUAUCUGCUGCUGAAUCCAGCAUCAUUGUCUGAAACUAGAUUAUCAGCUGCUGAAUCCACCAUCAUUGUCUAGCACUAGAUUAUCAGCUGCUGAAUCCAACAUUAUUGUCUGGAACUAGAUUAUCAGCUGCUGAAUCCAACAUCAUUGUCUGGAACUGGAUUAUUUGCUGCUGAAUCCAGCAUCAUUGUCUAGAACUAGAUUAUCUGCCGCUGAAUUCAGUAUCAUUGUCUGAAACUAGAUUAUAUGCCGCUGAAUUCAGUAUCAUUGUCUGGAACUAGAUUAUCGGCUACUGCAGAAUCCAGCAUCAUUGUCUAGAACUAGAUUAUUAGCUACAGAUAUUUUAUAUUAUUAUAUAAAACAAAACUACUCUACUGCUUUUACAACUAAUUUCAAAAUAUAAAGUUUUGCUUAUUCUUUUAGUUGAUUAAAGUUAGCAGUUUUAACAUUUCAAACAGUUAAAAAUAUAUAUCUUAAUAUAAAUU
Messenger RNA from Eurytemora carolleeae, 1002 nucleotides. RefSeq lists its product as uncharacterized. The coding region runs from base 14 to 358 and encodes 114 amino acids. The record is from RefSeq and is a predicted model, not a curated record. NCBI's taxonomy places the organism in Eukaryota, Metazoa, Arthropoda, Copepoda, Calanoida, Temoridae. The transcript has 4 exons.